Messenger RNA from Malassezia globosa CBS 7966, 1065 nucleotides. RefSeq lists its product as uncharacterized. Gene Ontology annotation, biological process: transmembrane transport. Gene Ontology annotation, cellular component: plasma membrane. The transcript has a single exon. The record is from RefSeq and is a predicted model, not a curated record. Gene Ontology annotation, molecular function: transmembrane transporter activity. Bases 1 to 1065 code for a protein of 354 amino acids. NCBI's taxonomy places the organism in Eukaryota, Fungi, Basidiomycota, Malasseziomycetes, Malasseziales, Malasseziaceae.
AUGGGCGCUACGGCUUUUUCAAAUGUCGCAGGAAGCAUCGUUGAUAUGACGACGGAACGCGAGCGGAAUCCAUACAAUACCAUGUUUCGCUUCUUCACAUUCAUGGGACCUGCAGUCGCAGCUACUGUUGGCGCUGUUGUUGUUCAUGAUUCUAACUGGCAUUGGAACUUGCGCAGUUUACCUGUUGCGGCAUUCGCUUGCCUGGUACUAUACACAUGGACAGUGCCUGAGACGUAUCUACCGAUUCUCAUUGAACAGCAGAUCGAGACCGAGAUGGAGAACGUGGAAGAGCAGCUACAUCAUCAUUCAUGGUUCCAUCGGAAAGUAAACCACAUUUACCAUCAUUUGCCCGGUCUGAAACUCGUGAAAUUACUUUUAUGGCGCGUGAUUGUGUCACUUCCUGUACCAUGGAUUCUCCUGAUUGAAGAACCACUAAUUAUGGUCAUUACGUUUUACACGUCUCUUCUGUAUGGCUUGCUGUAUGGAUUCCUUCUCAUUUUUCCUCAGGUUUGGGGCACAGUCCGUGGCUUCUCUCCCGUUCAGGUGGGCUACACGUAUUUUGCCGUGAUGGCAGGAUUCUGCUUGUCCACUGCGUUUGUAUCGCUUUGGAUCCAAAACACAGAGUACAGGCGUGCAUACGAUAUGAACAAACACUCACCGGAGCUACGGAUCCGCUCCGGUCUGUUUUCCACCUUCCUCGUACCGAUAGGGCUGUUUCUCUUCGGUUGGACAGCACCAUUCCCGCAUGUGCAUUGGAUUGUCCCGUGCAUUGGCGCCAUGUGCUUUUCAAUGGGCAUGUUAUGCGUUUUCAGCUCAUGGAUGGCAUACAUGACCGAUACGUACAGCAAUAACACAGCCGCUGUGAUCGCAAUGAAUUCAUUCGUACGCUGUGGACUUGCGGGGGCUUUCCCCUUAUUCACUGAACAGAUGGUCACUGGCAUGACAUUGCAAGGUGCGAUGACUUUGUUCGGUGGCAUAUCGAUCCCGCUCUCUGGCGCUGGCCUCGUCAUUGCUUUCUAUGGAAACCGGAUCCGGGAAAAGAGCCGACAUGCUGUGUAUGGAUAG